AUGUACGUGUUUGACCAUGUGGCAUCAGAUCAGCGUGUGUGGUCUGGUCUCUCCUUCUGCUACCAUCACGCCUGCCAUGGUGCAGAAUUGCCCUUUGUCUUCAACUCCGCCCCGGUGGCCAACUUUAGCAUGACGCCCUCUGAACGCCUGCUGUCCAAUCGAGCGCUGUGUUACUGGGGAGGGUGGGCCCACAGCGAGGACCCCUCAAGCCGUUGGGGGCAGACUGGCUUCUGUCGAGAGCAGAGGCUGCCGCCGUGGCCACAAUACUCCCCCCAGAGCGGUUGGCUGGUCAUGAACCUUACUGUAAGCUGGACUAUGGAGCCUCAAGUGUCUGUGUCUCCUCCGUGUCUCCUCCGUGUCUCCUCCGUGUCUCCUGCGUGUCUCACCCGUGUCUCACCCGCGUCCCACCCGUGUCUCCUGCGUGUCUCACCCGCGUCUCCUCCGUGUCUCACCCGUGUCUCCUCCGUGUCUCACCCGUGUCUCCUGCGUGUCUCACCCGCGUCUCACCCGUGUCUCCUGCGUGUCUCACCCGCGUCUCACCCGUGUCUCCUGCGUGUCUCACCCGCGUCUCACCCGUGUCUCCUGCGUGUCUCACCCGCGUCUCACCCGUGUCUCCUGCGUGUCUCACCAGUGGUCUCCUCCGCGUCUCCUCCGUGUCUCACCCGCGUCUCCUCCGUGUCUCACCCGCGUCUCCUCCGUGUCUCCUCCGUGUCUCACCCGCGUCUCCUCCGUGUCUCCUCCGUGUCUCACCUGUGUCUCACCCGCGUCUCCUCCGUGUCUCACCCGUGUCUCCUCCGUGUCUCACCCGUGUCUCCUCCGUGUCUCACCCGCGUCUCCUCCGUGUCUCACCCGUGUCUGGCCCGCGUCUCCUCCGCGUCUCCUCCGCGUCUCACCAGCGUCUCCUCCGUGUCUCACCUGUGUCUCACCCGCGUCUCACCCGUGUCUCCUCCGUGUCUCACCCGCGUCUCCUCCGUGUCUCACCCGUGUCUGGCCCGCGUCUCCUCCGUGUCUCCUCCGUGUCUCACCCGCGUCUCCUCCGCGUCUCACCCGCGUCUCCUCCGUGUCUCACCUGUGUCUCACCCGUGUCUCCUCCGUGUCUCACCCGCGUCUCCUCCGUGUCUCACCCGCGUCUCCUCCGUGUCUCACCCGCGUCUCCUCCGUGUCUCACCUGUGUCUCACCUGUGUCUCACCCGUGUCUCACCCGUGUCUCCUCCGUGUCUCACCCGCGUCUCCUCCGUGUCUCACCCGCGUUCCUCCGUGUCUCGACCGCGUCUCCUCCGCGUCUCACCCGCGUCUCCUCCGCGUCUCCUCCGUGUCUCACCUGUGUCUCACCCGCGUCUCACCCGUGUCUCCUCCGUGUCUCACCUGUGUCUCACCCGCGUCUCACCCGCGUCUCCUCCGUGUCUCACCUGUGUCUCACCCGCGUCUCACCCGUGUCUCCUCCGUGUCUCCUCCGUGUCUCACCUGUGUCUCACCCGCGUCUCCUCCGUGUCUCACCCGCGUCUCCUCCGUGUCUCACCCGCGUCUCCUCCGUGUCUCACCCGUGUCUCCUCCGUGUCUCACCCGCGUCUCCUCCGUGUCUCACCUGUGUCUCACCCGCGUCUCCUCCGUGUCUCACCCGUGUCUCCUCCGUGUCUCCUCCGUGUCUCACCCGCGUCUCCUCCGUGUCUCACCUGUGUCUCACCCGUGUCUCACCCGUGUCUCCUCCGUGUCUCCUCCGUGUCUCACCCGUGUCUCCUCCGUGUCUCACCCGCGUCUCCUCCGUGUCUCACCCGCGUCUCCUCCGUGUCUCACCCGCGUCUCCUCCGUGUCUCACCUGUGUCUCACCCGUGUCUCCUCCGUGUCUCCUCCGUGUCUCACCCGCGUCUCACCUGUGUCUCACCCGUGUCUCCUCCGCGUCUCCUCCGUGUCUCACCCGCGUCUCCUCCGUGUCUCCUCCGUGUCUCACCCGCGUCUCCUCCGUGUCUCACCUGUGUCUCACCCGUGUCUCCUCCGUGUCUCCUCCGUGUCUCACCCGCGUCUCACCUGUGUCUCACCCGUGUCUCCUCCGCGUCUCCUCCGUGUCUCACCCGCGUCUCCUCCGUGUCUCCUCCGUGUCUCACCCGCUUCUCCUCCGUGUCUCACCUGUGUCUCACCCGUGUCUCCUCCGUGUCUCACCCGCGUCUCCUCCGUGUCUCACCCGUGUCUGGCCCGCGUCUCCUCCGUGUCUCACCCGCGUCUCCUCCGCGUGUCACCCGCGUCUCCUCCGUGUCUCACCUGUGUCUCACCCGCGUCUCACCCGUGUCUCCUCCGUGUCUCACCUGUGUCUCACCCGCGUUUCCUCCGUGUCUCACCCCGCGUCUCCUCCGUGUCUCACCCGUGUCUCCUCCGUGUCUCACCCGCGUCUCCUCCGUGUCUCCGUGUCUCACCCGCGUCUCCUCCGUGUCUCACCCGCGUCUCCUCCGUGUCUCACCCGCGUCUCCUCCGUGUCUCACCCGUGUCUUCUCCGUGUCUCACCCGCGUCUCCUCCGUGUCUCACCCGCGUCUCCUCCGUGUCUCACCCGCGUCUCCUCCGUGUCUCACCUGUGUCUCACCCGUGUCUCCUCCGUGUCUCACCCGUGUCUCCUCCGUGUCUCACCCGCGUCUCCUCCGUGUCUCACCCGCGUCUCCUCCGUGUCUCACCCGCGUCUCCUCCGUGUCUCCGUGUCUCACCCGCGUCUCCUCCGUGUCUCACCCGCGUCUCCUCCGUGUCUCACCUGUGUCUCACCCGUGUCUCCUCCGUGUCUCACCCGCGUCUCCUCCGUGUCUCACCCACGUCUCCUCUGUGUCUCACCCGCGUCUCCUCCGUGUCUCACCCGCGUCUCCUCCGUGUCUCACCCGUGUCUCCUCCGUGUCUCACCCGCGUCUCCUCCGUGUCUCACCCGCGUCUCCUCCGUGUCUCACCCGCGUCUCCUCCGUGUCUCACCCGCGUCUCCUCCGUGUCUCACCCGCGUCUCCUCCGUGUCUCACCCGCGUCUCCUCCGUGUCUCACCCGCGUCUCCUCCGUGUCUCACCCGCGUCUCCUCCGUGUCUCACCCGCGUCUCCUCCGUGUCUCACCCGCGUCUCCUCCGUGUCUCACCCGCGUCUCCUCCGUGUCUCACCCGCGUCUCCUCCGUGUCUCACCCGUGUCUCCUCCGUGUCUCACCCGCGUCUCCUCCGUGUCCGUGUCUCACCCGCGUCUCCUCCGUGUCUCACCCGCGUCUCCUCCGUGUCUCACCCGCGUCUCCUCCGUGUCUCGACCGCGUCUCCUCCGCGUCUCACCCGCGUCUCCUCCGUGUCUCACCUGUCGCAACUAA
Knipowitschia caucasica is the source of this 3315-nucleotide messenger RNA. Lineage: Eukaryota; Metazoa; Chordata; Actinopteri; Gobiiformes; Gobiidae. The record is from the annotation of a GenBank genome assembly.